UGCUAUGACAUAUGGUGGUCAAAAAUUCCAAACACGUCCCCGCUGUUUCGAUACGUACGGAGCUCGGGAAGGGACAUGGGAAAAUCUUUUUUUUCUCGUUCCCACGAGAUAUCAUCUUGUUCCCUCGAGAUACUAUCUCGUUCUCACGAGAUAUUAUAUCGUUCCCUCGAGAUAAUUAUCUCGUUCCCAUGAGAUAUUAUCUCGUUCCCUUGUGAUAAUUAUCUCGUUUCCUAGAGAUGUUAUCUCGUUCCCAUAAGAUAACAACAAUUAAUGCGUCUCAUUGCCACGCGAAAAGGUUAAAAUGGCUUCCGUUAGUGACCGAAAUUUCUUAAUAAAAAUGUAACUUUAAGUUACAACUAUAGUUUAGGUUUACUAUUUGACCAAUUUUCCGGUGACCAAUUUUCCUACACCUAUCGAAUAGCAGGUGUGUUUCUGUUUUGUCCUCAUGGAGGGUACAUUUAAUUUUGAUAGGGAAUAAUAAUGAUUAUAUCAUAUCAACAAAUGCUGUGGAAUGUGGACACUCAAUAAACACUAUAUCUGUUGAGUUUCCUGGAGCAUUUCAGUGUAUACAAAAAACGUUUGAUGAUGUUUACGUGGCAUAUAUUUAGGAUCAACACAAUUGUUAGCUCCAAGAAACGGUCAUACAUCUAAGGACCGUGUGUAUAUUGAGAUUAAUCGCACAGCCUCGUCGGGCUACUUAAUUGUAUGAAUAUGUCAACUUUAUAUGUCAAACUAGAAAAAUAUUGACAUGACAUUUGAUUUCAGAAGCAUGAGCAGACGUCAGAAACCAGAAAAAGUGGCAAAAUUAUUCAUUACUAAGGAUGAAGAUCCCCCAGGACUGGCCAGGCACUUUAUUAGUGAGAAAAUAGGUUAUGGAGUGUUUGCAGAGAAGAAAGUUAUGAGAUCGGAUUUUCUGUUGGAGUACCAUGGUGAGAUAAUAACUGAGGAAGAAGCAACUACAAGAGAAAAACUAUACAUAGAACAAAACAAAGGAAGUUUCUUGUACUUUUUUAGAUUUGGGAAACAAGAUCUAUGCGUUGAUGCUACUCACGAUGACGGUCGUCUUUGUCGGCUUGUUAAUGAUGGUGUUGGGACAGAUAUAAACUGCAGCAUGAAAGUGUUGAAUGUGACUGGACAGCCAAAGCUAUGCUUGUUUGCAUGUUGUGAUAUACCAAUAGGACAAGAGUUAAGAUAUGAUUACAAUGACCCUAAUCUUCCAUGGAGGUCCAUGAAGAAAAAGUGGAAAAAAAACUACAUUUCUAUGAUGUUCAUAGAUAUGUUUCAUUAA
Molecule: messenger RNA, 1288 nt
Organism: Priapulus caudatus
Lineage: Eukaryota; Metazoa; Priapulida; Priapulimorpha; Priapulimorphida; Priapulidae
Product: N-lysine methyltransferase SETD8-A-like
Exons: 3
Coding region: 749-1288 (179 amino acids)
Molecular function (GO): protein binding
Source: RefSeq, a predicted model, not a curated record